AGAGACGGAGAGAGAGAGAUGGUGAUGUAAAUAGGUAAGGCAUAGUUUGACAGGAGGAGAGAGAUAAAGAGUGAGUGUGUUUGAGAGAGAGAGAGAGAGAGAGAGAGAGAGAGAGGGAGAGGGAGAGGGAGGGGUGAGACGGACAGUGCGCGCGGGACAACAGCACACCGGCCGGAUCCGGGAGUCGCGAGUCGCGAGCAUGGAGAUCCGUCCAGAUCGCUUCAAGGCUGUGGCAGCUAAAACCUUAGGGAAGGUGCACAGAAUCCUUGAGAAGCGUCAGGAGAAUGGAGAGACCAUCGAGCUGUCGGCAGAGGGCAGGCCAGAGUUGGUGGAGGAGAAGGAGCUGCCCAUCGUGGACUGCACAUGCUUUGGCCUGCCGCGCCGUUACAUCAUCGCUAUGCUCUCCGGCCUGGGCUUCUGCAUCUCUUUCGGCAUCCGCUGCAACCUGGGUGUGGCCAUCGUCAGUAUGGUCAAUGAGCACACUGUUUUUAAAGGAAAGAAGCCCAUCAUAGAGGCUGCUCAAUUCACGUGGGAUCCAGAGACAGUGGGGAUGAUCCAUGGCUCGUUUUUUUGGGGUUACAUUGUCACGCAGAUCCCCGGAGGAUUCAUCUGUCAGAAAUUUGCUGCCAACAGAGUGUUUGGCUUUGCGAUUGUGGCCACGUCCGUCCUGAACAUGCUGAUACCGGCCGCGGCACGAGUCCACUAUGGAUGUGUCAUUAUGAUCAGGAUAUGCCAGGGUCUUGUGGAGGGCGUGUCAUAUCCUGCAUGCCAUGGUAUCUGGGCCAAAUGGGCUCCGCCUCUCGAGAGAAGCCGAUUGGCCACGACAGCUUUCUGUGGGUCGUAUGCUGGAGCUGUGGUGGCCAUGCCUUUAGCUGGAGUGUUAGUGCAGUAUACUGGAUGGUAUUCUGUGUUUUAUGUAUACGGUAGUUUUGGGAUAUUAUGGUACCUCUUCUGGAUCUUGGUGUCCUACGAGAGUCCAGCUGUCCAUCCUACCAUCACCCCAGAGGAAAGAAAAUACAUUGAGGAUGCAAUCGGUGAAACAGCAGGACUGGUCAAUCCUCUUCAGAAAUUUAAGACACCCUGGCGUCAUUUCUUCACUUCAAUGCCGGUGUAUGCCAUCAUCGUGGCUAACUUCUGCAGGAGCUGGACCUUCUACCUGCUCCUCAUCAGCCAGCCUGCGUACUUCGAGGAGGUGUUUGGCUUCGAAAUCAGCAAGGUGGGGUUGGUGUCUGCACUUCCUCACCUAGUGAUGACCAUCAUAGUGCCAGUGGGGGGGCAGCUGGCUGACUACCUGAGGUCACACAACCUAAUGAGCACUACAAACGUCCGCAAACUCAUGAACUGUGGAGGAUUCGGAAUGGAGGCCACUCUGCUGCUGGUGGUGGGCUUCUCUCACACUAAAGGAGUGGCGAUAUCCUUCCUCGUAUUAGCUGUUGGAUUCAGUGGUUUCGCUAUCUCAGGCUUUAAUGUGAAUCAUCUGGACAUAGCUCCACGUUAUGCCAGCAUCCUGAUGGGCAUUUCUAAUGGAGUGGGCACUUUAUCUGGCAUGGUGUGCCCCUUAAUAGUGGGAGCCAUGACUAAACAUAAGACACGUGAAGAGUGGCAGUAUGUCUUCCUCAUUGCAUCAUUGGUGCACUAUGGGGGUGUGGUCUUCUAUGGUAUAUUUGCGUCAGGAGAGAAACAGCCUUGGGCAGAUGCUGAGGACACCAGCGAGGAGAAGUGUGGCAUCCUGGGAGAAGACGAGCUCGCCAAUGAGACAGAAGAGCUUUACAGGACGGGUGGGCAGUAUGGCGCAAUAAACCAACCCAAUCCUGCAGGGCCUAACGGGGGCGAGGCUGGGGGUGGAGGGGGAUGGGUCUCAGACUGGGACAAAACAGAAGAAUAUGUACAACCAGCGGGCAGAAAUAGUUAUCUUUAUGGAGGAGAGGCAGACAGAGAGCUUACAUAGUGGCAGAAAUAUAUACUUAAAAGCAAGAGAGCAUUAGUGUAGAAGUGAAAAGUAUAAUGUCAUGCUGUCCGCAGUAAAAUCUCCAGUGUAAAAUGAACUUAAAUUUAACAUGAUAGAUUUUACUGUGAAUAGACAAUGAGGCUGUACUACUGCGAUGAGUGAGUGAGUAUGACUGUGUGUUUGUGAAUGAGAAUUGUUGAAAAGUUGUGUCAAACUGAGAAAUGCUGUGCAGAUACGUGAAUGACUUACAGUGCUUGUGUGUGAGUUUGUCAGUGUGGACAAUGACGGUGCUGUGUUUUAACUUCAGUGUUUUAGGCUUCCUGCCAAAAUCGCUGUAAUGCACUUAAUAUGAAGAUGAAUAUCGGUUACUGAAUGCAUACAUGUAUGUGUAUAGUACUGUGCAACAAUCAAAGACCACGCUGCAUUUAUUUAGUUCUCUGUCAAAACAGAGUACAAGUUAACCAUUUCCUAUGUGAUAUUUCUGAGGAGAUUAGAUAUAAGAACAUAAGCAAGAGGAAAGUCAAAGGAAAAA
This is a messenger RNA of Colossoma macropomum (tambaqui), 2480 nucleotides long. RefSeq names its product solute carrier family 17 member 7a (gene slc17a7a). Lineage: Eukaryota; Metazoa; Chordata; Actinopteri; Characiformes; Serrasalmidae. The record is from RefSeq and is a predicted model, not a curated record. The coding region runs from base 200 to 1948 and encodes 582 amino acids. Gene Ontology annotation, biological process: transmembrane transport; synaptic transmission, glutamatergic; monoatomic anion transport. Gene Ontology annotation, cellular component: excitatory synapse; synaptic vesicle membrane. The transcript has 13 exons. Gene Ontology annotation, molecular function: L-glutamate transmembrane transporter activity; neurotransmitter transmembrane transporter activity.